AUGGGCUCGCGUUCGUGUCGUUACUUCUUCGGCGUUUUAACCGUGAGUGUGAAGACGGACUAUGCGUUUUAAACGUAACAAAACUAUUAUAUUGCAGCAUAUAUAAUGUACGCACGUCAGACUCGCGGAGGUCUCGAUUGAUUUGGUUUUGUUGUUUUUUUUUUUUCCGAUAGCCGUCAUACAAUUGUGCUCAAUGAUCUUGCGCGUGCCGAUAUUGUUUAAAUGUUACCCUCAGAUAUGACGAAUUUUUAGCUGAUGACUUUUUUUUUUUUUGCUUAUCGGUCUAUUUAGCGUAUAACAUAAUACAUAAUAAUGCAUAACUACUUUUAACUAUUAUUUUCGACUAUUUCGCAAUUUUGCUCGAGAAUUAAAUCGUUAAAUUGCCUACUAGUAUAAUUAUCGGUGUAACUGUAAGUCUAUAACAUCACCCCUCCAUGCACCUCCUAUCACCGGCCCUGAGUAGAUUACUAAAUAACAUUCCCCUAGGUACAACUCGGAUUCGAAAAGAUAAUGGUUUUAAAAAAUGAUUAUACCCUCGUGCAUAUCUAUAAAUUAUAACCCACCAAUGUUUAUCGGAUAUAUAGAACUAUGUUGAGCCAUUAGGCACCCAGGAACAUUAAUUUUUAAAAACCAUCUCUUAAGGUCUUACUUGAGGAUGAUUUUUUUGGGGGUUGAUUCCGCCCCUAAUUCGUUGUUGUUACUGUUAUACUCAAAUUUUAACAUUUUACCUAGACCAUAUUAGAUUCUCCCUUACUCCUGAAAUUUUUGCUAUGUACACAGAAUAUGUGUUAUAUUAUUACAUUACUAGGUUUGCAUUUAUGCUAUUCUAAUUACCAAACAAUAUUCAUAAUUACUCUAAACAAAGCGUUUAAAAAUAAAACAAAUACCAAAUGAUACAUUAUAAUGUGAUAUUUUAAAUUUCAUUUCGAGUUUUAUGUUAAGUUGGGCGCUCCAUAGUUUUAAAAAGGUUUGGAUCAAACGCCUAAAUUGCCCCCUCAUCCUUUAACAUAACCCUGUGAUUAUAAUUAUUUCAUUCAUGAUUAAACCGUUUAAAAUUUUGACUAGUGAAGUAGAGAAGGGUAAUAAAUUUCAUAUUCAAGUUAUAAGUCAUAUAAUUAUUAUUUAACUGUGUUUUGUAGGUGUUGCUAAUUCACGAGGUUGUGUUCUCUGAAGGCGAUUUAAAAACUAAAGCGCAUAAUCAUCUCACCAAAUCUUAUGAUAAUGGAUCUCAAAGAAAAGAAAGACAAGCAGCAAUAGGUAAUGACUAAUUUAUAGUAGAUAGACUAACCCAGUGUUGGAAACUUGGAAAGUUCCUUUUAAAAAGUAAUUUGUUACCGUUCCUCGUUCAAAUUGCAAUAAAAGAAUUUGCUCCUUCGUUUUAUUUACUUAUACAUAAUAUAUGACAUUCUCUGUUUUCGAGGAAAAUUAGACAAAAAUACGACUUAUAUCCAGGGGACGUGGGUGCACGUGUUCCCUCCCCAAAUUUUUUGAUUGGUUAUUUAGGUUAUUUUAUCAUCUUAAACAAAUUAAAUAGUAAUACAAAUUAUUAAUGUCCUCUACCCCGAAAUUUUAUUUCGAUUAUCUAUGACAUUGUUUUCAAUAGGUAUAAUUCAUUAAAUUACUAUUUAUACUUCACUCAUUUAUUACAAUGACCUAUCCAUUAUAGUACGAAGUUCAUCCGGUUUGUUUUACUUUUAUUUUAAUACUUAAUUUUUACUAUUAUCUAUAUAGAUCCAUCCCGUAUGUAUUUGCCACCCAGAAAAGAUUCUGCUGCAUCAAUUGGAUUCGGAGAACAGUCAAACAAUUUUGGUGGUAAUAAUAAUAAUGGACUUGUUGAAAAUCCUGCUGGACGUAGUCAGGAAACAUUUACAAAUAGUAUAGGAAACAGUAAUAAUUACGGUACGCUGACAAAAAACACUAACGGUUUCAGCAGUACUCCGGUAAAUGGACUAUACGAUACAAACAUUGCGUCCGGUGGUUCCGAAGGUUCAUCUUUCGAUCAAAGUACUACCUAUAACACUUUAACUUCAGGAGAAGGAAACACUUUAGGGCAAUUUUCAAUCAAAAAUAAUGAGUACAGCGGUUUGGGUUUGUCGACAACCGACCGCAAUAGCUAUAACGUCGAUGGUUCUUCGGGCACGGCGUGGACACUGAAUAACGAUAUUUCUGCUCAAACCAGUAUUAGUGCGAGUGGUUACGGACAAAAGAAACCUUUAAUUGCGGCUCAAAAUCAAGAUCUAAACGAAAAUAAUUACAACGGAGACAUCAGUCAAUUUGGCCAGGAUAAGGGAACAAGAAAUCUACAGCAUGACAGCCAGGGCACAAUAAUUCAAAAUUCAAUUUCUGCAAGUAGUUAUGGUACACCAAAAGGUUCAUUUCAAGUUAAUAAUUCUAACCGAAAUGACGGUCAAAUUGGUUAUGGCAAUCAAGGAAAUAGUGGAAAUGUUGAUCCUAGUAAACAGUUCUCAAAAGACAGCGGUGCCGCAGGUUACGGAAAUACGGGAUCCAAUUUGCUUGACCAGAAAAUUGGCAUCAGUGGCGGAGACUACAGUCAAUUCAUAUUCGGAAAUAUGGCAAACACAAAGUUCAACAAAGGAAAUAACGCAGAUGACUCAUUCAAUCAUGAUUUCAUUGAAUUCGAUGAUUCUACGUCACGUUUUAAUAACCAAAACAAUCCAAGCAAGAGUUCUCCAUCUGCACAGGCUAAUAGUGGUGACAACAAUGGAAAUAGUGGCCAGGGUAACGGCCUGUUAAAUAAUCGUGGCUUCCAAACUAGAGGGUAUAAUCAAGAAGAAAUAUCAACCCCUGCAGAAUAUGGACGACCUACUAGUAGUUCGAAUCAGGGUGCAUCAACUUCGUCGACUUACGGAGAAAACCGUUUUGGGGAACCAAACGGCAAUCCUUUUUCUCCUAGUUCUAAGGAUUCAAAUUUACCUACUGUUGACAAACCAUAUAUCCAAACAUCGCCAGAUAAUAAUGUUUUAGGGAAAGUUAAAAACCAACUAAUUGGCGAUAAUUUCCAAAACCCUGGUUCCGUUAAUGGUAACGGUGGAACACCGACACAAAAUUCUUACGGUCAGAGUUCGUCAGGAAUUCAUAGAUUUGAUCAAAAGGAUUCGUCGACUUAUGAUAACAAUUUUAACUCACAGAGUUCAUUACAAGGGUCAAACAACUAUGGGCAAUCGGGAUCUGAUGUCUUAAAAAUCGGGGAAAAUUAUGGUCAAGUUUCUACCUGGAAUAAUGAAUAUAAUCAAGGUGCAGGUAGUUCAUCGAGAUCGUCGGGAUUCGAUCAAGGUGAGCGAAAUCAAAAGUUGUACAAUAACUACGGAGAAUCAGGACCUCAAUUGCUUGGAAACAAAGGAAACUACGUAGAAAGUUAUUUGAAUAGACCAGCAAACAGUGUGUAUAAUAACCAUGGUAGACCGUCAAAUGGACAAAACAAUGUUGAUCAGAGUCAACCGACUGCGUCACAAAUAUCAAACAAUGGCCAAACUGAAGGUCAAAUAUUAUCAUCUUCUGGUAGCGAUAAUUACGACCAAAACGGUUCGGUUCCGUCAUUUAAUGGAGAAUAUAAUCAAGGAAUUUUAGCUAAUGUGAAUAAUUUUAGGCAAAACAGACCACCACAAGGAGGUUUCAACAGCUAUGGAUCAACGGGAUCUCAAAUAUCUUCAACUAUAGAAAACUACGGACAAAAUAAUCAAAAUAUUCUCAAAAAUGGUUAUAACACUCGAGGAGGUUCACAAAAUUCCGGAAGUUCAAGCUCUUAUGGAGAAAAUAAUCUAUUAAAUCUAGGAAAAUUAGGAUCAUCUCAAUUAGGAGACUACAGCGGUAGAGGUACUUCAACAUUGACACCUGAAAGAAACAAUUACGUUCAAAAUAGUUUACCCACAACGACGAAAGGAGAGAAUCCGAUUUCUAGUUCGUCGGCUGAUUUUGAACAGGGGAUAGGACCUUGUAGUGCUUCUAUCGCUCCUAAUAAUAGUGAAAAAAAUGGUUUAAUUGAUCCUUCAAGUACAGUAUCACGGCCAGAUACCAGUAACGAAAGUCGAAAUCCAAAAAAACAUUCUACUGUCGUUCCAAAAAGCCAAUAUCAAAAUUCAAAUUUACCAAGUCAAAACGAUUUUGGCAAAGAAAGAAACGACGAUGAUGAUUUUGGUGAGCCAGGUUUAAAUGCAUUUUCAAAUUUCGCCCCGGGCAAUCAACUGAACCAACCAUCUUUCGAAUCUGCUAACAACAAUUAUGCUACGAGUGGUAAUAAUUCAAAUAAACAAAUUGAAGCAGUUUCCUCUUCUUUAAAUACUGGUUACUAA
Molecule: messenger RNA, 4310 nt
Organism: Cinara cedri
Lineage: Eukaryota; Metazoa; Arthropoda; Insecta; Hemiptera; Aphididae
Source: the annotation of a GenBank genome assembly